Molecule: messenger RNA, 6117 nt
Organism: Amphiprion ocellaris (clown anemonefish)
Lineage: Eukaryota; Metazoa; Chordata; Actinopteri; Pomacentridae
Exons: 3
Coding region: 1212-3803 (863 amino acids)
Molecular function (GO): 3'-5'-RNA exonuclease activity
Source: RefSeq, a predicted model, not a curated record
GUAGUUACAUCUGAAAACAGAGAGACUGUGUGAGGGAUUUAAUCUCCACUGAUGAUAAACAUACAUAAAAUGAAAAUGAAAUACAUAUAACAGAAACUUACAUCACAUUGCAAAACUAGUUCCUUCCCCAAAAUUAUGACUUUACUAAAAUGUGAGCUACAAAAGUUAAGCACAGUAUCAGCUUCACAAUCUAUAGCUAUACAGCAGAAUCCUGCACUACCAAUUUAACAGGUAACUAGUGAUUUAGAGGUUGCAAAGUACGGUUUUGUGUUGGAAAAUGCCUUUUCUUGAAAUAAAAAUCACAAACGUGUAAUUCCCUAGUGUAAAGAGUUAACUGAAUUAAAUUUAUCAAAAAUCUGUGUGCUAUCAAUACAAAUAUUUGAAUUCUGCUGUAACUGCAUCCAUAGUUUCAAGGUUUUCCCUGAGAGAGAGAGAAAAACACCAUCCUGUUUUGUUUUAUAUCGUUAGCUGCGUGCGCAUCCUCGAUUGUUUGUAAACAGAAGAGCACACAGCUAUAUUUAUCCAGCCUACUUAUUGCUAACGAAUGUAUAAUAACUGAUAAAAGAGAGUAUGAGAAUAGUUUGUGUGCUCAAUCAAAUUACGUUUCACUGAUCAGGUUGUAUGCAGUGUCUCUAAACUACCAAUUUUUCCUCUGGUACCGAUGUGUGUGCAAAUUUUCACGCGUUUUCGAGUAUUUUUAGGGAUUCAAAAUUGAGAUAGCAAAAAAAUACAAAUAAUUCUAGUACUUUCUUGCUUUUCAAGAGGGUUUUCGCACCGUAUGCUCGGAUCUUUAUUAAACGUUUCGGCUUCAUAGCAUCAACAAUUAACGUUAGCUGCUCGGUAAACCAAGCUAACGUUACCUUACAGCUACUGAGCUCAUUUACAAGCCGCAGUGCAGCGUGACGUAGCAGAAUACGGCAUAUAAACUGUUGCAUUAACAUUACGUUUAACAUAAAUGUCUGCUGAAAUGUUAAAAUACUUUUAAUUCACGUUACCUGCAGCUAUUUCUUGAAUAACACAAACACAGGAAGCUCGGUCCUGCAGCGGUAGGCCCACAAUGCACUUCGAAUCUCCCCUGUGAUUGGUUGAAACCUCGACAACUGCCCGCCUUCCGUGAAACCGUCCAAUCAGCGAGGAUCAUGCUGUUUCCACUCCGUGUGUUGUGAGGCUGAGAAUACAGGAGUGUCGGAGUUUGUAGUUUGUGGCACACGAUGGAGGAGCGUCAAGGUUUUUCUCUCUGCGGCAAAGAAGUUGUAACCGAAGCUAAUCUGAGAGAUGAGUACUACUGGAAGCUGGUUGCAGACUUCAUUGGUCCUCAGUCAGCAGAAGGAUUGGAGCUCGAACAGGGACCGUGUAGGAACCGACUUCUGAUUCAAGUCGGACUCAUGAGGGAGGACAAUAACUUCCCCUGGGUCGCCAUCGUAGACUGGCUCAAGAAAAUCUUCCCAGGACAUCGCUCUGCUGACUUCCGUCGUCUGAUUGAAAGAGGCAUCGCUACAACGCUGAGUCUGGGAAGCUACGCCAGGCUGAGCUUCCUGGAAUCGGACGUCAACUUUAACUUUGUUGGCCCGAUUUGCGACAGCAUCGGAGUAGAGCGGCAGCACCUUCUGGAGAUGAGGGACUUUUCAGAACGGGCUCAGUCCAUUGAAGUCACAAACGGCUUGAUUCUGGAAUUGUACAACUUUGUCGCCAGGGAGAAGAUCGCCCCGGUCGUUCUCGUCACUUGGCUCAGAAACUUCAACCGUGAGUUUUGUAAGAACGGCGACAUUCAGAAGGCCUUUAAAGUCCUCAGAACCAAGAUUAAAAGCUUAAAGAUGUGUUAUCGCAAUCAUGAAACGAGAAGUUACAGGAGGAACGCCGCGAUGGAAAACCUGCUGCAGAGUCCGUUUGAGCUGGUCAGAGAAAAACCACCAAAAUACAUCAUAAAGAAACGCAUCAAGAGGGACGAUGGUAAUCAUGAAAAAUAUACAAUCAAGGAGGAACCUGAGAGCUGGGAAAUAACUGAGGCACCUGAGAUGAACAAAGAAGUCGUGAGAAAGAAACCAAAGAAAGAAAAAGUCGCUGCAGACAAUAGAAAUCAUCGGCAUGUGGACGCAUCCAACAGCGGACAACCUCAGACUCUGCUCGACAUCGCGAUGCUGUCGGUACAAAAGCUGUCGAGAGUCUACGGCGGGAAAACUGCAGCGUGCAAACAAAUUUCUCUGGAUCUGCUCAGAAAUCAGUACGCUUUGACCUGCAGGGAGCAUCCGGCGCUGGCAGAGUUUGAGAAGAAACUCAACACUCUGAGCGACAGCAUUUCCCUCGCCUCUCCCGUCGUGUUUUUAAACCACAACGCCCACUUCCUCGUCGAUGUGCACGAUGCGAUCGAGCAGCAUCUCAUGAACUUCGAAAAGGAGAUUGUUCUCUCAGCAGGGGAGAAACUGGGCCGAGAUAAGCUUCCAAAAUUCAAGAACUUUGUGAAUUUGCCAGAAAGUGCCACCUCGCGCUACAUCCACACAGCCUUCGACAUCCUCAGCCCUCGCACUCCCAACAAACAGAGCUACAGGAAACACUGGGUGGCUUUCUGCGCCGAGAAGAAAAACCCGUCCAAACUCGGAGCGAAUCAGUCGAAUCAGUUCAACGACUACUUUGAAGCUGCAGCCAGUCUCAUUCACCACCACAAAGAGAUCUCUCUCUUCCUGUCCGAUCUGCUGUCGCUGAACAACGACGAAUGUCAGAACAUCAUUCUGGAGAGCGUCGCGGCGGACGCGAAUGAUUCUGUGAUUCAGAGUCUGGUGUGUGCACUGGCCAUAGUUUACUGUAAAGUCCUCGGACCGUACUGGCAGCUGCUGACGAGCGGAAGAGAAUACUCACAGUUUGGUCAGAACAUCCUUAGCCUCUACCAGAAGUUCCUGGAUUGGUCCAAAGAUCCGUCAACUCUGCUGGAACCAGAAGAGACCACGGAUGUUUUCCUGCAGUUCCCGCUGCAGGAGAAAGCGUUUGACGGAGUGUUUACUUACUGCGGCCACUGGCACACAAACAGAGAUCUGAUCAGAGCCUGUUUGAAGAGGCUGAUUAAGGUGAUCGCUACUGUUACUGAGGAACACCUGAGUGAUUUUCUGCCAGGAGGGAAAUUUUCUCAAGUCCCCUCGGCGGAUUUGAGCUCCCAGUUGGUGAGCUGCAUGUUCUCCGUCUUGAUGGCAGAAUAUCCCUUCAGCAGCUCGAAUCCAGACGGCAAGAAACGCCCUGAAAAGGCGACAAAACAAAGCUUGUCAUCAGAUACUUCACAGGAAGAUCAAUCUGGUUCAUCCGACGACGACUUUGAUGAAUCCUCCGUCGUGCCAAAUAAAAAGAGCUCAGGCCACAAAGAAGAGCCUAGUCCACCGACGAGGAAAGUUCACAGCAGUAGAAAGCUCCAAGAGGAGCACGAGGACAUCAUGGAUCCAGAGUACAUCGCGGCAAUGGUGAGGAAAAAUGGUGGUCCAUGCAAAACGAAGCAGGACGUCGAUAAAAUGAUGCUGCGCUUUGAUGGAAAGUCUCGAGCCGAGAGGCGAGAAGCAGCUCGUUGUGAGAUGGUUUACCAGAGAACGGUUCUGAACAACACAAACCCACAUCUCAACGGAGCGUUCCUCAACGCCACACAGAUGGUGAUGAAGCUGAAACUCGCUCUUCCUCGUGUUAAACCCGGAUACUCUCUGGUGUGGGCGCCUAGAAGGACAAAACUAAAACCUGUGAUCAAAGACGCUGCAGCAGGUCAGAAUGAAAACAGAACCUUAGAGGCUGAACAGCUUCAUAUUCAGGAGCAGGAAAACCCCAACGCAUGACUUCAAAUAGCUGCUUCCAUAGUGUGUUUAUACAUGCAUUUUGAAGUAUGGCAGUUGAAAAAUCCUUGGAAAAUUUAGUAAACUUCACCAGUACUGCAAAAAAUGUUUUUUAUGCUCAUUUAAGAUGGUUUUUGACUUCUAGAAAGAGUUAAUAGUAGUUAACAUUUAACUCUCAGAACUAAUCAGCCAUUUCUUUAUCAUCAAAAAAGCUGCAUGUCCAUAAUGUAUAGGUUGCAUGUUUUCCAGUAUUAUGUUAGUAAAAGUUAUUGGAAAUGGCCGAAUUUAGAAGAAAAACUUUGAAGAAAAAUGUCAUAGCUUUUCACAGAAACUGUGUUUAUUUGAAAAUGUCAGUGGAAAUUUAAGUAAACUUCCCCAAUAUUGAAAAAAAUGUUUUUUAUGCUCAUUUAAGGUGUUUUUUUUUCUAGAAAGAGUUAAUAGUAGUAAAUAUUUAACUCUCAGAACAAAUCAGCUGUUUCUUUUGUUAUCAUCACCCCCAUGAGUCAAAAAAGCUGCAUGUCCAUAAUGUAAUUUUUGCAUAUUUUCCAGUAUUACAUUAGAGAAACUUAAUGGAAAUAGCCAAACUUAGAAGAAAAACAUGAUAGCUUUCACAAACACUGUUUAUUUGAAAAAAAUAAUGGAAAUUUAAGUAAACGUCCCCCUAAAAAAGUGUUUUUUUAAAUGCUCAUUUAAGGUGAUUUUUGACUUGUAGAAAGAGUUAAUAGUAACUAAUAUUUAACUCUAAUAACUGACCAGCUGUUUCUUUUGUUAUCAUCACCCUGAGACAGCACAAGCCAAAAAAGCUGCAUAUUUUCCAGUAUUAUAUUAGAAAAAACUAAAGGAAAUAGCCAAAUUCAGGAUAGAAACUUCACCGCUUUCAAAAAAACUGGAUUUAUUUGAAAAAUCAGUGAAAAUAGAAGUAAACUUCCUCAAUUUUCUAUUAAAAAACAAAAUAAAAAGGCUCAUUUAAGGUGGUUUUUGACUUCUACAAAGAGUUACGGUGGUCAAAUAGCUGUGCACAUGCUGAAUUAUUCUGACCAUUUUGAAGUAUUGCAUUAGAACAACAAUGGAAAUGGCAAAAUUUAGAAAAAAAACUUUGUUGUAUUGCAAAAUCUGUGUGUUAAAGCCGUUUUUUUUUUUUUAACUUUAUAAAACGAGUUAAAGCAUCAUGGGAGAUAGAAACAACUUUUUCUGAAUAAGUCCUGACUGAGAGAACAUUUAACUCUAAUAACUAAUCAGCUGUUUCUUUUAUUAUCAUCCCCAGAGUCAAAAAAGCUGCUUGUCCAUCAUGUUUUUUUGGGGUUUUUUUGCAUAUUUUACAGUAUUAUAUUAAAAAAGGGAGUGGGAAUAAUCAAAUUCAGAAGAAACAGUUCCCUGCUUUCACAAAAAUGUUCUUUGUUCUCAUUUCAGGUGGUUUUUGACUUCAUAAAAAGGGUUAAUACACUUCAGCAAACAAUUAACUCCCAAUAUUGAUCAGCUGUUUCUUCCAUUGUCUUUAUCUCUGGACAGCGUGAUUCAAAAAAGCUGUGUUCAUCACGUUUGUUUCUUUGCAUAUUUUGAGGUAUUACAUUGGAAGAAGUUCAUGGAAAUGGCCAGAUUCAGAAAUAAAAUGUGAUACAUUUGGCAACAACAGUGUUGACGAUGGCUUUGAGGUAGUUUUUCUUUUAGAAAAAAUCUUACGAGUUACAUAGGAGGUGGAGACACUUUUUUCUGCAUAAUUUCUGCUGUUUAGAACAUUGAACUCACAACUGAUCAGCUGUUUCUUCAGUUGUUUUCAUCUCCAGACAAAAAAACACAGUAAUUACACCUUUCUUGAUUCUAAAAACCAUUCCUGAAGACUUUCCCCCAUUUUUCUCUCAUAAAUGGACAGUUUUGUUUGUUUCUUUAUUGUAUUUUGUUGUUUCUACCCUGUUUAUUCGAGUUAACGUAGCCUACAGCGCCACCUUCUGACGACAUCAUUUUGCCUGUUCAUUCGCUCCCAUGCAGUUAAUAGAAGCAAACCUAGUUCUCAUUGUCUUUAUUUACAAUUUCUGGCAAAAGUGCACUUCAGAUGCACUUUACAUUUACAUAAAAACACAACUAAUGACCUCAGCUUUUCCUUACAAAUAUAAAAUAACGUCUGAUGUGUGUUGUACAUGCAAUACUUUUGAAUCUGUUAGAUUAUGAUAUUUCUAUAAUACUGUACUGGAACUAUUUCUGUAAAAGAGUAAAUCCUUUUUUUUUGUACCCGUUAUGAUAAUGCAGAAGUCAGUUUGUAGCUGCCACUGACUGUAAAGGAGUUAAACCAAUCACUGUCACAAUAAAUGCAGUCUCUAUA